Messenger RNA from Bipolaris victoriae FI3, 522 nucleotides. RefSeq lists its product as hypothetical. Bases 1 to 522 code for a protein of 173 amino acids. NCBI's taxonomy places the organism in Eukaryota, Fungi, Ascomycota, Dothideomycetes, Pleosporales, Pleosporaceae. The transcript has 2 exons. The record is from RefSeq and is a predicted model, not a curated record.
AUGUACUUCACACCCCUCGCCAUCCUCUCCCUCAGCGCGCUCAGCUUUGCCGCACCUGUAGUCGUACCACGACAAGCUGGGCCCGUACUCAAGGACACAACAUACAAUGCCAUCUCCAUUUCUGGUGGGCAGGCUGGCAAUGCGAAAGCCGAAGCAGCAGCUCUCUUCUCCGGACUUGACCUUCAGAAUCCGGAAAAUAUCGAUCAGGCGGAUUUGACCUUUCUGAACGAGGUCAAUCAAGUUGCAAAUGAUGCCGAGACGGAGGCGUUUAACCCGGCGGUUGCGGCCGCGAGUGGGGAUCAGGCGACACAAAUUCAGAACGGCAAAAUCAAGAACAAAGUCCUCAAGCUCACAGCCACCGUACUCAAGCUGCAGGCUCAACAGGCACAGGGCCAAGAUGUAGCAGAGAAGCUUGCGGAAGAGACCAAGAAGCUGAAUACUAAUGUUGCGCUGGAUACGGCAGCAGCAGGUCAGGUUUCGAUUGCUGAGCCAUUUGAUGCCAAGAUUUCUGGAAGUGGGUGA